UGGCAGAACACCCUGAGCUGUUCCGCUGUCUGGAUCCCUAGCUAAAGAAUGGUGAAUCGAAACCUUGCGUGGACGCUGCUACUUCUCUGUUGUCUGGCGGGGUCUCUGCUAGCUCAGACCUUCCAGUACUCCAGGGGUUGGACCAAUGGCAAGAAGCGUUCCGGCCAACCCUCACCGCACGAGGCAGCAUGUCAGCUACAGAAAUUGAGAAUAAUUCUGGAAGGCAAGAACACUGCUCAGCUCUACUGGCCAUGCGACUGGCAGCAGCCACCUUUAGACUAUGAGCCUCACCACAUUCCCCAGCCACCCCCGCUCAUGGACAUAGAUAACAAUUAAUGCAUAGUUUUGUGUUCCGUUGUACCAUAUUUAUAAAUAAAACAAAAUAAACUGCUAAAUACAUUGUA
Messenger RNA from Homalodisca vitripennis (glassy-winged sharpshooter), 404 nucleotides. RefSeq names its product pro-corazonin-like. The record is from RefSeq and is a predicted model, not a curated record. Lineage: Eukaryota; Metazoa; Arthropoda; Insecta; Hemiptera; Cicadellidae. The transcript has 3 exons. Bases 49 to 336 code for a protein of 95 amino acids. Gene Ontology annotation, biological process: positive regulation of heart contraction. Gene Ontology annotation, molecular function: corazonin receptor binding.